Messenger RNA from Plasmopara halstedii, 2931 nucleotides. Its product is annotated as gpi ethanolamine phosphate. The coding region runs from base 1 to 2931 and encodes 976 amino acids. Gene Ontology annotation, biological process: GPI anchor biosynthetic process. Gene Ontology annotation, molecular function: mannose-ethanolamine phosphotransferase activity. Gene Ontology annotation, cellular component: endoplasmic reticulum membrane. The transcript has a single exon. Lineage: Eukaryota; Oomycota; Peronosporomycetes; Peronosporales; Peronosporaceae. The record is from RefSeq and is a predicted model, not a curated record.
AUGAACAUUUCGCUCGUCUUGAAUGGCGACGGACUUACGCACUUACUAGUGUUGGGUGUCUUUCUUCAUGUGCUAUACGUAUUAAGUAUCUUUGACAUUUACUUUACAUCUCCUGUGGUACAGCAUAUUGAAAGUAUCGCGUAUACUGAUGCACCACCUGCAAAGCGUGUGGUGAUUUUCGUCGCUGACGGCUGUAGAGCAGACAAGUUUUUCGAAACGAAUGCAUCAAGUACAGAGCUUCGCGUCUCGUUCUUACGCAAGAUCAUUGAGACACAAGGUAGUUGGGGAGUCUCCCAUACACGUGUACCAACAGAAAGCCGCCCUGGCCACGUGGCUCUUUUCGCCGGUAUGUAUGAAGACGUUAGUGCUGUGACGAAAGGUUGGGCUGAUAACCCUGUGGAUUUUGAUUCAAUUUUUAAUCAAAGUACAAGUGCAUUUUUAUUUGGAAGUCCUGAUAUUGUGCCCAUGUUUGCUCGAUAUGUAUCACAAGCACAUGAAGAGCAUUAUUCUCAUGAGGAAGAAGAUUUUGCUAAACGAGAUGCGUCCGAGUUAGAUGUUUGGGUUUUUCAGCGUUUAAAGAAUUUGUUUCAAAGUGCAAGUGACGAUGAUGUUUUACAGACACGAUUGAACACGAAUGGAGUGAUAAUAUUCUGUCAUUAUCUAGGAAUUGACUCGAACGGCCACGCUCAUCGACCUAAUUCUAUGAAUUAUUUAAACAAUAUUGCACUUGUGGAUGAACUUGUAGAAAAAAGCUACCGUUUUAUCGAAGACUAUUAUAAUAACGAUGGACGUACCGCAUAUGUUUUUACUGCUGACCAUGGAAUGAGCUUAAAAGGAGCUCAUGGAGAUGGUGAUCCCGCAAAUACACGGACUCCAUUAGUCGUCUGGGGGGCAGGUGUUCAAGGGCCUACAAAGGUGCAAGAGUUAAAUAAUUUUGACAUUAAUCUUCCAACGCAAUCUCGUGCUCAAGUACGUGCUCAACUACAAGCACAAGUGCAGCAAGAACAAAUUGCAAAGAAAACUUGGGGAAGUCUUUCUCAUUAUAUGCGCAAAGAUGUAAUGCAAGCUGAUGUUGCACCUCUUAUAAGUGCUUUGUUAGGACUGCCAUAUCCACGCAAUUCAGUUGGAGUCUUGCCAUUUUCGUAUCUGGCCAAGGGAGCGUAUCGAGCUAAAGCAGUACGGUCGAAUGCUCGACAACUGUAUCUGCAUGCAUUACGAAAAGAGCAAGAGAAAAAAUCACGCACUCUAUGGCACUUUGCUCCAUAUGGUCCAUUUCGAGACCGUGUACCAGAUCUGUUGCAAACUCUUGAGAGUGCGUAUAACGAGGAGAAAGAGAAAGGCUAUGAACAUGUCGAAGUAUUGAGUCAAGAGCUCAUUGACAUUUGUUUACGAUCGUUGGUGUAUUUCCAGCGAUAUGACUGGUUCUUUUUACUUAGUAUUGUGGUGUUGGGAUAUCUUGGAUGGAUGAUCGUGCUACUUAUUGCAUACUUACAUCCACGUAAAUUUACGUUGUUGUGGUUAAUUGGUCCACUCGGGAAGCAAGUAGACAUCAAAUUGUUCGUAGGACUCUUUGGAACGUUUCUAUAUCUAGCUCUUGAACAUUCUCCAUUCACGUAUUACCUCUAUGUAACAUUUCCACUUGUUUUCAGUCUCUUCGUGUGGAAUCAUACAAAUAUGAUACAACUAGACUGUGAUCAUACAAGAAGCAAGAUUACUUCGUACAGGUGGCUGCAGUAUGUUGAAAUUGCACUUAUUCUCGUAUGUUUAGAACUCGUUGUGUGGGGCUAUAAACAGCGUGAAAUUUUUGGGAUGCUUUUCGCGCUUCUUGCUUUUUGGCCAUUUGUUGGUCAUGUAUCAUAUUCUCAAAGAUAUGAACAGACAUUGGGCACUUCUACUUCACCGACUCGCUCGUGGACCAUCAGUUGUAUUCUUCUUUCGAUUUUUCCGUAUCUACCUACUGAAUACGGAGAACAUACUGCAUUGGUGCAUGUGGGUGGACUGUGUAUUGUGUUCUUUGCUGUUGCAGUACGGAGGUUCACACCAACAGACCACGUGCUCUGGAAACGCUCAACUUUUAUAGUCGGAGCGUUGCCACUUCUGCUAUCUUUAGUGACUCUACACAAAACGAUGCAGUAUCUUGACGGAGAUCGUAGCAAACCACCACUUUUUCUUACAAUUGCGAAUUGGUUAUUAGCUGGAACUCCAAUCGUGGCUCUUCUUGUCUAUAUUCAUCGAAGUGCUCGCAAUUAUGAAUUUGAUGAUCAAUUAGAUGAUGUCGAACGCUUCAUGAAACGUCUUGUGGAAGUGAUACUCGCAUUUGCUCCUUCAUUUAUUCUACUCAGUAUCGCGUACGAGACACUCUUUUACGUGGUACUCUGUUUCGUUCUUGUGAGUUGGUUACGGUUAGAAGCUCAAAUGGAACCUUCGGGUAUGUGGCGGGAAUUUCAACGUGCGUUUGUGUUUUUGCUACUUGUGAAUAUUGCUUUCUUUGGUACGGGCAAUGUCGCGAGUAUGAGUAGCUUUGAGAUUUCUUCUACCUAUCGCUUUGUCACAGUCUUUGCACCGUUUACUAUGGGCGCGUUAUUAAUUGGCAAGAUUCUCAUUCCAUUUAUGAUUGUGGCAUGCACAUUUCAUCUAAUUCUCCUGCUUCCAGCAACUUCAUCAUCAGUAGAUUCAAAUCAAUCUCGUUUGCCAGCAACGCGCUACUUUCUGCUGGUUGUUGCCAUGUCAGAUUUACUUGCACUUCACUUUUUGUUUUUGGUGAAAAAUGAAGGCAGUUGGAAAGAAAUUGGGAAUUCUAUCUCCAUGUUUGGAAUUGUAAAUGCUCAAAUUGUAUUCAUUCCGGUACUCUUUCUAUUAGCACGUACUUUUGUGAGAGGUCUUGUACCAGAUUGUGCUGACACAAUCUAUCAUGAGAAGAAAUAUCGAUAG